Anthonomus grandis grandis is the source of this 1187-nucleotide messenger RNA. RefSeq names its product thiamin pyrophosphokinase 1. NCBI's taxonomy places the organism in Eukaryota, Metazoa, Arthropoda, Insecta, Coleoptera, Curculionidae. The record is from RefSeq and is a predicted model, not a curated record. The transcript is spliced from 5 exons. Gene Ontology annotation, molecular function: ATP binding; thiamine diphosphokinase activity; thiamine binding. The coding region runs from base 231 to 1022 and encodes 263 amino acids. Gene Ontology annotation, biological process: thiamine metabolic process; thiamine diphosphate biosynthetic process.
AUGAGUUAACCUAUAAUCUGUAUAUUAAUUUUAAAAAAUAUAAACAACACAAAAUUUAAAUUGUAACUAUAUUCAUUAAUACAAUAAAAAGUAUUGGGUAAUUAUCAAUUUGAAAUGUGCCACUAAAGUUCAUUAAUAUGAUUAAAGUUUGUUAAGACAUCAAAUUAAUGUUUAUCUAUACAACCCUCCAAGAAAUAUACUACUUUUAGUUUAGUUUUAUUUUAAUAGAAAUGUGCUCUACAAAUAACCACCUAAACAAAUGGAAUCCUUGGGAAGAUUUUUCAUUAAAUUUUAGAAGAAAAAAAUAUGCCAUUAUGGUACUGAACACCAAGAUAAAUAUCCAAGUAGACCACAGGCAUAUGAUAAAUCUUUGGACACAUGCCAAACUUAGGAUAACAGUUGAUGGUGGUACUAGUAGAUGGUUAUGCUGGCUACAAGACCACGAAUGCGACGAAUCAAAUAUUCUUCCUCCAGAUUUGAUCACUGGAGACAUGGAUUCUGUACCUGGUCAAGUGCUGGAAUAUUUUAAAGAUAAAAAUGCUAAAAUUAUUAAAACCCCUGACCAAAUGGAAACUGAUUUUACUAAAGCUUUAAGAGAAUUGAAGAAAUAUUGUGAGACUGAGAAAAUAGAGAUAGAUGAAAUAUUUGUUUUUGGUGAUACCUCCGGACGUUUCGAUCAAAUCCUAGCUAACAUUAACACCAUGUAUAAAGCAACAAGCUUCCUAGCGGAUACACAAAUUUAUCAAAUUGCUUCAAGUUCCAUAACGUGGGUACUAACCCCUGGAAGGCACCUAAUUAGUAUACCUAAAUGUUUGAGAGAAAGCAAUGAGUGGUGCGCCCUUCUUCCUAUAGGGGGACCUUGUAUAGUUAGCAGUGAGGGACUAAAGUGGAAUUUAGACAAAACUCUUCUGACCUUUAGCAGUUUAGUAAGUACCUCCAACACUUAUAGUGGGGAACCCCAUGUGUCCGUUACAACCGAUAAUUUUUUAACCUGGUCGAUGGGCAUAGAACCCUUGUUAUAGCAUGGAAUAUAAAUAAGAUUAAGGAAUAUACACAGGUAUUUGUGGAUAGUAUAAAUAGAUAUUGGCUACAUUUACAUUUUAACAAUUUUUCACGUUUUACGUUUAUUAUUAUUGUUUGUGUUAUGGGUAUUAGAAAGAUAUAAAUUUUAUAUUCAGUCUUAUUGA